Molecule: messenger RNA, 486 nt
Organism: Neltuma alba
Lineage: Eukaryota; Viridiplantae; Streptophyta; Magnoliopsida; Fabales; Fabaceae
Product: zinc finger protein 2-like
Exons: 1
Coding region: 1-486 (161 amino acids)
Biological process (GO): negative regulation of abscisic acid-activated signaling pathway
Source: RefSeq, a predicted model, not a curated record
AUGAGUUAUCACCCCAAUACUUCUCUUCACUUAAAUCUCCCAGACGACAAUAAUGCUCCAUUACUGAACCUAAAUCUUCUUCUUGAGCCUUCUUCUUCUUCUCCUUCUUCCAACUCCAAGGAGCCCAGGAUAUUCUCGUGCAAUUAUUGUCAGAGAAAAUUUUACAGCUCUCAAGCUCUAGGGGGUCACCAAAAUGCUCACAAGCUUGAACGCACGCUAGCCAAGAAAAGCAGAGAGUUAAUAGCUAGUUCUUCUUCUUCUUCCAUUGAACCCUACAAUAAUGGCGGUUCAGGAGGAUCAGACCAGCACCGCUCCAGCUUCAGCGCACCGAACCAUCUCAGCCAUCGGGCCGGGUCAUCGGGGCUUGGCCUGCUCGUGAACCAAGAUCAAGGUGGGAGAAGGACGACGGCGACGGAUUUUAGCUAUGGUUCCAAGGAAAUUGUUCAGGAGGAUAUUGGCCAGCUUGAUCUCUCUUUAAGGCUCUAG